GUUUGUCUCUCUUCCAAAGGCGGGAGAGCAACGAAGAGCGAGCGAUGGCCAUCCCUCUCCCCUCUCUCGUCGUUCCGCGAAGCCGUAGGUCUCCUCCCUUGGAAUCCCAUCUCAGGAGCUGGCAGGUUGUCAAGAAAUGGCGGAUUGGAGCUUCUUCCGCUGCCCCUGGGGUCGAUCUGAAGGCCCUCGAGGCCGCCAUUGCCAAGAAAGAUAGUAAUGCUGUUAAAGAGAUACUUGAUCAGCUAAGCCAAAUUGGUUGGGCCAAGAAAUGGAGCUCUCAACCAUAUGUAUCACGUCGUACGGUCAGUCUACCAUUACAGUGAAGUUCUGGGCAAGUGCUGCUCAAACACUAGAUACAUCUACAAUCACAUAUAUAUACAUACAUCCCUUCAGGAACUGGCUACUCUGGGAAUAAAAAAUGCAGAGAACCUUGCAAUUCCAAGUGUUAGGAAUGAUGCAGCUUUUCUUUUUACGGUAGUGGGAACAACAGGAUUUCUUGGUGUCAUUGCUGGUCAGCUUCCUGGGGAUUGGGGUUUCUUCGUGCCCUACCUAAUCGGGAGUAUCUCGUUGAUUGUUUUGGCCGUAGGGAGCAUUUCUCCUGGCCUUCUUCAGGCUGCAAUCGGUGGGUUUUCUUCAUUUUUCCCUGAUUACCAAGAGAGGAUUGCUAGACAUGAGGCUGCUCAUUUCUUAGUUGCCUACUUGAUUGGCUUGCCUAUCUUGGGAUAUUCGCUGGACAUUGGAAAAGAACAUGUCAAUCUGGUCGAUGAGAGUUUAGAAAAGCUGGUAUACAGUGGGCAACUUGAUGAUAAAGAACUGGACAGGUUGGCUGUUGUGUCAAUGGCUGGACUUGCAGCAGAAGGUCUUAAAUAUGAUAAGGUUGUUGGUCAAUCAGCAGAUCUUUUCACUCUUCAGAGAUUUAUAAAUAGGAGCAAACCACAAACUAGCAAGGAGCAGCAGAAAAACCUAACUAGAUGGGCAGUCUUGUUUGCUGGAUCACUCCUGAAGAACAAUGCUGUAGCUUAUGAAGCUCUAAUGUCUGCCAUGUCAAAGAAGGCUAGUGUAUUGGAGUGCAUCGAAGCAAUAGAGAAUGCUGCUUAAACGUUAAUGUUUGAUCAAAACUCUUAUGAUUUGUUAAACAGAAAUGAGUUCAGCUACUGUUAUGUCACUUCACAAUUUGAUUGCUUCACAGUUGGACGUGGCAAAAGGAAAUUUAUUGUAUAGGUCUCUCUGGAAACAUUUUACAUAGUAUGAUACUAUAAUCUUUUGACAGGAAA
Molecule: messenger RNA, 1274 nt
Organism: Phoenix dactylifera (date palm)
Lineage: Eukaryota; Viridiplantae; Streptophyta; Magnoliopsida; Arecales; Arecaceae
Biological process (GO): proteolysis
Molecular function (GO): metalloendopeptidase activity; ATP-dependent peptidase activity; ATP binding
Source: RefSeq, a predicted model, not a curated record